AUGCCGCUUCGUGCCAAGAUCCUGGCGCCGGCGUCGCCCUCUGCCCGCACCAUGGCGACGGUUGCCUCGGCACCGGUCUCUGCGGCGACUGAUGUGUCGGACCGGCUCUGGAAGGAGCAGCCGGGCGACGAGCCCGAGGAUGUGCUGUUCACCAGCCUGUACGGCCUGCGCACGAUCGAGCUGAACCGGCCGCGCAAGUACAACUCGCUCAACGCGUCCAUGAUCCGCAAGAUCGGCCCCCGCCUGCAGGAGUGGGCCAAGUCGGACAUGGCCAACAUCAUUGUGAUGAAGGGCGCGGGCGACAAGGCCUUUUGUGCCGGCGGCGACGUCACGGCCCUGGCCGAGGCCAACCAGCGCGGCCUCGAGGGCCAGCAGUGGUCGGCCGACUACUUUGCCCUCGAGUACAAGCUCGACCACCUGAUUGCCACCUACGACAAGCCCUACGUCGCCUUCAUGGACGGCAUCACAAUGGGCGGCGGCGUCGGCCUCAGCAUCCACGCGCCCUUCCGCAUUGCCACGGAGCGUACCGUGUUUGCCAUGCCCGAGACCAACAUUGGCUUCUUCCCGGACGUCGGCGGCUCGUUCUUUUUGCCGCGCCUGCCGGGCGCCGUCGGCACCUACCUGGCCCUGACCAGCGAGCGCCUGACGGGCGCCAACGUGUUCUACGCCGGCCUGGCCACGCACUACCUGCACUCCACCAGCCUGCCCGGCCUCGAGGCACGCCUGGCCGAGCUGCGCUUCCACGACUACGACCCCGUCGAGACGCGCCUCGCCACCAUCAACGCCACCAUCGAGGAGUUCACCACGGGCCUGCCCCGGGACCAGCCCAUUCUGCUGGCCGGCAGCCUGCGCAACGCCAUCGACCGCUGCUUUGGCCACGACAGCGUCAACGACAUUGUCGCGGCUCUGCAGGCCGAGGCGUCGGCGCCCCUGGAGGGGGAGGGGGCGAGCGCGAGCGAGGCCGGCGCUGCGGCCGGCGAGGCCACGCGCACGUGGGCCGCCAAGACGCUCAAGACGCUGCAGCACCGCUCGCCCACGGCCGUGCACGUCAGCCUGCGCCAGAUGCGCAUCGGCGGCCGCUGGAGCAUUGCCGAGACGUUCCAGCGCGAGCACCUGAUUGCGUCGCGCUUCAUGCGCCAGCCCGACUUCACCGAGGGUGUCUCGUCGCUGCUGAUCCGCAAGGACAAGGGCCGCCCCGCGUGGAAGCCGUCGACGCUCGACGACGUUGCCGCGUCGGACAACCUGACGGAGCCCUACUUUGCCCCCGACCGGAGCGCCGAGGACCCGCCCGCGCUGCGGCUGCUCAACGCCCGCGACUACCGCGAGCGGCCCUACGGCGAGCUCAACAUUGGCCUGCCGAGCGAGGCGCACGUGGCUGCGCUCGUCAACGACGGCGUCAAGUCGCAGCGCGAGAUCAUCAACCAGAUUGUCGGCCAGUACCGCGGCAAGCAGGGCGUCAAGGAGGUCGUCACGGAGAUUAUCGAGCGCAAGACGACCAAGGGCGAGCGGGGCGAGGCCGUCUGGCUGGACGAGGCAUAA
Messenger RNA from Sporothrix brasiliensis 5110, 1539 nucleotides. Its product is annotated as 3-hydroxyisobutyryl-CoA hydrolase. Bases 1 to 1539 code for a protein of 512 amino acids. The transcript has a single exon. Gene Ontology annotation, biological process: L-valine catabolic process. Gene Ontology annotation, molecular function: 3-hydroxyisobutyryl-CoA hydrolase activity. Gene Ontology annotation, cellular component: mitochondrion. The record is from RefSeq and is a predicted model, not a curated record. Lineage: Eukaryota; Fungi; Ascomycota; Sordariomycetes; Ophiostomatales; Ophiostomataceae.